UCCGCUCGGCUCUGUUAUUAUUCUCUCGGGAAGGAAGAGGAGUGUCUCUGAGCGUGACAUCAGGAGAAACCUGAAACCGUUGUGUCCAGCAGCCCUCCCUUUUCUCUGCCUGCUCCCAUGUUUGCUCCCCUUUUCUUCCGAGACGCUCUCCGCUUCCCAGCUGGGCUCCAAAACAGCCCAACUUUCCCCAAACUUCACCCCUCUGAUCCGUGACCCGGCUGUCCCCGGUUCUGCUCCUGAAGCUUUCAAACAUUCCUCUUCUCCGUCCGCUCUUCCCAUCAACCCAGAAGAUCUGCUGUAUCAUGGAGCUGCAGAAGGAAUCGAGCGGGAUGCUCCACGACGCUGCUGUGGAGGGAGGGAUUCCACCUGAAGAAGAAAAGUUCCUGCAGCACAAAGAAGAUGGGAUGAGACCCCAGUUCACAGAUUUUGAAGGGAAAACCUCGUUUGGGAUGUCGGUUUUCAAUCUGAGCAACGCCAUCAUGGGCAGCGGCAUCCUGGGACUGUCCUACGCUAUGUCUAACACCGGCAUCGUCCUCUUCCUGAUCCUGCUCACGUGCAUCGCCUGUUUGUCUUGUUACUCCGUCCACCUCUUGCUGCGCAGCGCUGGAGUCAUCGGUAUCCGUGCUUAUGAGCAGCUGGGUUUCAGAGCCUUUGGCCACCCAGGAAAGAUCAUAGCAGCCGUCGUCAUAACGCUCCACAACAUCGGAGCCAUGUCCAGCUACCUGUUCAUCGUGAAGUACGAGCUGCCGCUGGUCAUCCAGGCCUUCCUGGGUCAGACGUCCAUCGAUGAAUCGUCCUCCCGCUGGCCAUGAUGAAACAUCUGGGAUAUCUGGGUUACACGAGUGGCUUUUCGCUCUCCUGCAUGGUCUUCUUUCUGUCUGCGGUCAUCUAUAAGAAGUUUAACAUCGCCUGUCCUCUGGAGGUGUUUGGAAACCACUCUGUGACGUCGGUCGUCUCAGAGGACUCCUGCUCCACCAAAUACUUCACCAUCAACCAGGAGACGGCGUACACCAUCCCCAUCCUGGCGUUUGCUUUUGUGUGUCACCCUGAAGUGCUUCCCAUCUACACAGAACUGAGAAACCCGACCAAGAGGAGAAUGCAGAACAUUGGAAACGUUUCCAUUUUGGGCAUGUUCAUCAUGUACUUCUUCACCGCUGUAUUUGGCUACCUGACCUUCUUCGAAAACACGGAGGCCGAGCUCCUCCACACCUACAGCAAGGUGGAUCCUCUGGACACGCUGAUCCUGUGCGUGAGGCUGGCUGUCCUGGUGGCCGUCACGCUGACCGUACCCGUCGUCCUGUUUCCUAUUCGUCGAGCCCUCAUGCAGCUGCUGUUUCCGGGGAAAUCCUUCCACUGGUUACGUCACAUCGCCAUCGCCGUGUGCCUGCUGUUUGCCGUCAACCUGAUGGUCAUCUUCGUUCCCAACAUUAGAGACAUUUUUGGAAUUUCAGGCGCAACCACUGCCCCCACUCUGAUCUUCAUCCUUCCUGGACUCUUCUACAUCCGCAUCGUCCCUAAAAACCAAGAACCCAUGAGCUCCAGACCAAAGAUCCAGGCUGCUUGUUUCAGCGCGUUGGGUUUUAUCUUCAUGAUCAUGAGUCUGACCUUCAUCGGGAUCGACUGGAUGAGCGGUGAGAAGAGAAAUCUUGGUGGCCAUUAACGUGCAGAUUCCUCAUGGCCAAAACAGCAGCAGCUCCACCGCUGCACCUCCUCCUCCUCCUCCCACAGCCCUCCCUGGACCUUUGGACCUGCUGCUGGGAGGUGGGACUGGUUCUGCUCAUUUGAAGGACGAUCUGUGAUCAGAUUAGGUUAAAACUGGGACCCGGCGCCGGCAGAAGUCUUCUGUUCUUCAAAGAGCCGAACGCCAUGACCAUGGAGGCCCCUCAACCACCAGAAGCUGUUUGCUUUAACUGAGGCUAAAUGUGGUUUAUUAACAGCAAUUAAAAUGUUAAAUCUAUGAAUGCAAACCAAAAAUAAUGACUCAAGAAGAAAAAUGUGUUUUCUGAUAACCAAAGUUUCUUAAAGAAAAUGCCUUUGGUUAGAAAAAAGAACCAAAUCCAGGGUGGAGUUUGACACUCGAGUGCAAAUAUUUCUGCUCAGCUGGAGGUGAACACGGGCCUCAGCCAAGCAGCACAUAGGAAACCAAAGAAGCAGGUUCCACGAGCCAACAUCUGCUCACGCAGCUGUGAAGGUUUCAUUUGGUGUGAUUUGUUUGUGAAUUUAUUCUGAAUUAAAUGUUUAAUGAAAUAUAAAAAACAGGAAACUGC
This is a messenger RNA of Nothobranchius furzeri (turquoise killifish), 2267 nucleotides long. The record is from RefSeq and is a predicted model, not a curated record. NCBI's taxonomy places the organism in Eukaryota, Metazoa, Chordata, Actinopteri, Cyprinodontiformes, Nothobranchiidae.